CCUCUCAUUUAAGCCCUCUCUCUACUAGCCCCUCCUUACCAAUCAAAAAUUUAAAAUAAGCCCCCCUCUUAAGCCCCUUAUGUCAAACAAAGAAAAUAUGAGCCUUGAGCGGGUCAAAUAUACUAGAUUGCUUGCGGUAUGUGGGGGAUCAAGUGAAUGAUCCUGCGCUGUGAUAACGUUUCGUCCCUCGAAUAGAGGCGAAACUCCAGCAAGGUUCCUGGUUCUUGUUAUAUUAAAUAUAUUUAAAGAUAAAAAAAUACAGCGAUUGCUCCAUUUUAUUUACAUGCGAAAAGAAUCCUCAAUGUUGUGAAAUUUACAUUGAACUAACAUAUGCCAUGAGCGAAUUUAUUCUGAGCGUUAAGCGUUCAUCGUCGAGUCGUGUCGACUUCUCUCUCCUUUUAAAUUCUUUUCUUCAAUGCGAUGAAUUGGAUGUCACCAAUCACGUGACAUAAUUGAUUUCCUUCACGGUGCAAUAUAAUAAUAUAAUAGCGAUGAAUGUAAGUAAAUUGUACCAAGAAACAUUUUUUUAUUGAAUUAAUAAAAAGAAUCUUCCAUUCAUUUAAUAAAUUUUUUCCUGGUACAAUUUACUUACAUUCAUCGUUGUUAAAUGCGGUCCUUGUAAAGAAGAUGAGGAAUGAUAAUUAAAUGGUUUUAAGAAACUUUCGAAACUGCUAGCAGAGUUUUAAAGAAUUUUCAUAACAAAAUAAAAAAGGGAGACAUUUUUUAACAUUUUGACAUUAAAUAAUAAAGGAACUCUCCUCUCCUUUAAGCUUCCUCUAGGGCUGACAGAAAAAAAUAGCCUCCGGAGCUUAAUAGAGUUUUUACGGUAAAUAUGUUACCCUCGUAGCAAGUCUCAUUCAAGGUUUGCCUUAAUGUAAUUAGAUUAAAGACAUUGUAAACAUUUUGGCAAAGGUUGCAUACCAGCCCAAAAUUCAGAAUCUACAGGUUUCUAACCUGACAACUCUCUUCUUUCACUGCUUGGGCACUGCACUUGAUUCAAAACUGAGGAUUCCCAGUGAUUGAAUUGAAACUGCAGCUUCUUAUCGAGAAUUGCUUUCGAUGGUUAUGUAAGAUAAAUAAACCCUAUGGUUAUACCAAAAUUAAAGCUAAAUGCUAUCUAUAGAACAACUCAGUCAUUCAGGUAUUGUUUUCAUGACGAAGUCAUUCAUCGCGACAUGUGGCUGAAUUCGUCAGUCGGGUAAAAAUGAAGAAUUGUUAAAUUGAAUUCCUGUAAAAUUUCGAUGAGUAGUGGGUCACUGGAGGAGUAUUGUUAAUUGGUAAAACGAAUGACUAAGAGGAUUCAUUUGAUGUUUUGUUCGGUUGUAGAAUCUUUUGAAAUAUAUCAAUUAAAAGUUACGAAGAAGAGUUAACGGAUGGGUUGGUCCACCAAGAUGAUGUACUUGCAGCAUUAACAAAGCGCGGAGUACCAACACAGUGUACCUGAAUGGAUGUGAUGUAAAUACAAAGCGAUAUGAUGGUCGUCGACUGCAUUAUUUUCGCCAUCCUUCUGCAUUUUGUACAAACAACCCCUUGCAACAUCACACGGCAAUGCAUGAUCCGGAUAAACCUAGUCGAGGAAAUGAACUUUCUGCAGGAUUACAAGACGUGCGAAGACGUCCACAAAAAACACUGCAUUUGUCAGCAGCCUAUAGAUAUUCUAUUUACGGAAACACCGCCGUACAUUUUUACUGAUCCGAAGACAGGAACAGUCACCGGGCUUAUUCCAGGAAUGCUCAAACAAGCAUUGGAUUCUUGCUGCUUCCAUUCCAACUGUACAACCAUAAAUUAUUUGAAACCGUAUACGUCGUCAUUGGAGGCAUUAGAAGCCGCGAAAAUGGUAACACUGCUGGCCCCGUUUGCCACUUACACCGGAGCUAAAACCUCCUUAACGAAUACGUUUGUAGAGUUUAUAAAAAGCCGCGGUGUUUCUUACAUCGGCAAUGAAGAUAGAAGCUAUACGUCUUUCCAGAGGUUCUUUGCCUCUGUUGGAUCCAAUUGGCCGUUGUUUGGUCUUUCGUUGCUGCUUGCCCUAGAUGCUGGCAUUGUGAUAUGGUUGCUGGACUCUUCAAGAAAUCAGCAAGAUUUUCCUCGGAAGUUCAAAGAUGGUAUCAUUGAAGGCAUGUGGUGGGCUUUCGUAAGCAUGACAACUGUCGGAUAUGGCGAUAAAACUCCAAAAAGCCUUGUUGCUCGUUUUUUUGGCAUCGUGUGGAUCACAGUUGGCAUUUCUCUGUGUGGAGUAUUUACUGCAUCUUUGACAACAGGAAUGACUCAGUCUUUUAUUGACGAGGACUUGUACCUCUCAGACAAAAGGGUAGGCGUUUUGAAUAAGACAAAUUAUGAGAUGAAUAUAGCAAUGAGGGAAGGAGCCAAAGUAACAGGUUUUUCCUCCUAUAUUGAAUUGAAGAAUGCUCUGAUAAAUGGGCAAAUUGAUGGUAUACUGAUGGACUCACUUAUACUAAAACACUAUGCAGAAGAUUUAGAGAAUUCUAUAACCAAUUUCUAUUCGAGAUCAAAUGUACUGGAGAAUUCGCCCACAAGUUAUGGCAUAUUAUUUGCUUAUGACCACGUCUCGAAUCACACAAAUGCUAUGUGGGCCUCUUUCUUGAGUGGAUUUUUCGAUGAGAACAGGGACAACCUCGACCUGAUGUUAAAGCUAGCUGAAGAACAGCUUCCAAUGUCGCUGCAUACUGCACAUGAUCAUAUCAAUUCCUCACCUAAAUCCCUUUUCAACGACCCAGUAGUGUACACGAGGCUUUUUCAAUAUGUUGGACUUGCAACACUGGGUUUGUUGAUUUUCGGAUUUGUCUACGACAGAUUAUGGCUUGCAGCCAGGUUUUAUAAAGCCUCAAGACAAGAGAAAUGGAUGAACAAGAUAGAAGAGGAGCCAAGGCAAAGUCCACGUCACCGCCAGAGUCAGGCCCAGAUGCUUGACAAUACAACGAUAUCACGACUGCAAAAUAGAUUCAAAGUCGUCAUGAAAGAAAUUGAAAUAGAAGAUGGCGAAAAGGAUUACUCACAAAUAACAGAUAAAAUCAACCAAAUGGUCUUUGAGUCAGGCAACUUCUCAAACCCUCCGAAAAACGUUCUGAUCGAGAUGGAAGAAAUAAAAGCGCCUGACAACGACGCGUUCUCAAUAGAAGAGAAGAAAUGUGAUUUAACAGUAGUGGAAAAUUAACAUAGUUGAAAGUAAAGCAUACAGAGGAACUUUGACACAGAAGCUUUGCGAUGUCACUGAUCAAAAUUGAUGAUCGAACAAUGUAUGCAAAACAUAAAUGCCGAAGAAAGACUUUUUUCUCAUUCAUUCGGUUUUCAAACAAAAAGCCUCCCUUUUAUGAUUUUUGUCACAAUUGGAUUUUUGAUAACAUUGUCACUGCAGUCAGAAUGAAUAUCUGAAAUGUGAGAAUAUUAUUGUAAAAGAAUUAUGAAAGUAUACCUGGAUCGUCGAUAAAAGUCUGAUGUGAUAAAAAUCGACAUUUAAAUGAAAGAUAUACUGUUUGCUUCGAGGACUAACCAUGUUUAAAUGAAAGACUAUCAUGUACUUGACUGUGCCAUGUUUCAAGACGACCUCGUCUCAUACUUAGCUAAAAGAUAAAUAUUGAAGUACCUGCAUAUCCAAGGUCACUUGUAUAGUCUUAGAAAUGCAACUCAUGAUGCUGUCAAUCAUGGUUCUCAUAUUGAGCUUUUGAUAGUUGCAGUUCUCAUUCAUUUUUCGCAAUGAUCACGUGUAUUUUGAGGGAAUUAUUCGUACUUUUUAAUGCGUCAUAUUUAAUGAUGUCAAGUCGCGGAUUUCUUAAAACUUUUUAGUACAAAAUACCUUGGCCUACCUGACUUCAACUCAUCUUUUUCCACUGCAAACUAUAGUAAUGUUAAAUGUUAAAAAGACAUAAUUUCUCAAAUUCCUUUCCUUAACGUUGUCAAAAAACACCAAGUUUUAGAAUACAGCCUAAAUGGAGAUUGCAAUUUGGUUCUAUAUACGUGACGCUAGCUUGGAGUCACACGAUAUGACUUAUAUCUUAAUAAUUAUGUUUCAUUAAUAAAUCUAUUGGCAAAAUUUUAUUAUCACGCUGACAAAAUUGCUUAAUAUUAUUUCACUGUUACUAAGCACUUUCACUGUUACUGUUACUGUUGCUAUUAUUAAGCAAAUUACUUUUUCGUAAUUUCUAUACAUAUGUUAAAGCUUACGUUUAAACUUACGUUACUGUUUUGUUUAUUACCGUUUGCUUACCAGAAGGACCGCGAGAAGAACUUUA
Molecule: messenger RNA, 4250 nt
Organism: Rhopilema esculentum
Lineage: Eukaryota; Metazoa; Cnidaria; Scyphozoa; Rhizostomeae; Rhizostomatidae
Biological process (GO): action potential; potassium ion transmembrane transport
Cellular component (GO): membrane; voltage-gated potassium channel complex
Molecular function (GO): delayed rectifier potassium channel activity
Source: RefSeq, a predicted model, not a curated record